Aspergillus aculeatus ATCC 16872 is the source of this 825-nucleotide messenger RNA. RefSeq names its product cell wall protein PhiA (gene aspf34). The record is from RefSeq and is a predicted model, not a curated record. The transcript has 2 exons. Lineage: Eukaryota; Fungi; Ascomycota; Eurotiomycetes; Eurotiales; Aspergillaceae. Bases 41 to 604 code for a protein of 187 amino acids.
CUUCCCUCUAAUCACUUUUAAUCCAACCCCAACCGCCACCAUGCAGAUCAAGAACAUCGUCCUCGCCGCCUCGGCUGCUGCCACCGCUGCCGCUCUCCCGGCCACCGACGCCUCCUCCCAGAGCCAGACAUUCGGCAUCGUCUCCAUCCACUCCGGCAGCGCCGUGCAGUACCAGCCCUUCACCGCGGCCAAGAGCAGCCUCUUCGCCGGCCUCCCCGGCCAGAACGCCAGCUGCGCCCGCCCCAAGGAGCAGACCGCCACCUUCUACAUCCAGGACGGCGCUCUGUACCUGUACGACCAGUCCGCCACUCCCCAGGAGUUCUACGUCGACCGCUCAGGCAUGGGCCAGGGUAAGAUCGGCUACACGACCGGCGCCCAGCCCGCCCCCAAGAACGCGGAGCGCCAGGGCUGGUCCAUCGACAAGAACAACCACCUGCAGUUCGGCGGCAGCGACCUCAUCGCCUGCCCCAAGAGCAUCGAUGGCGCCUGGAGCAUCUGGGCCAGCGCCGGCGUGAGCAACCCCGCCGGCAACAGCGACUGCGUCGGCAUCGCCGCCCGCGUUGAGACCACCACCAACCCCAACGGCUGCCUGUACACCGAGUAAAUGCUGCAUGCAGCCAAUAAUCAUGGCAGCCUCCGGUCUGGACGCGGUUGAUCCAAGGAAGUCGGGCUGUUUGAGAUAGUUCGAUAGAUGUCUGUGACCAGGCAUUGUCAUACAACUUUGUUUCUUCAUGUACCGGUGGGAGAAAAGUGGAGGAAGGUGGACGGUAAUGACAAUCUGUAAUUGCGAUAGGGUUUGAGUUCUGGUUAACUGCAAUAUACUCC